AUCUGCGCUCUUGUCAACAACUAAGGAAAAUGAAGCUUUAAAUUACAGCCGGUUCCUACUACUUCCUCAGUAUUUUUGACUUUGUGAAUUAAUUUCUUUUUUUGAAAUGGCGGAGGGAAACCAUACGGGCCCCGAGCCUUCAGACGAGAUCGCCGAUACUCCUAUGGACGAUGGUAGCAAUUUCUAUAACACGCCCCUUAAUGGAGGCACCCCUCUCCCGUCGUCUCAUGCCGCGAACCCAACCAAAUUCGAGCGCCCUCCGACACCAGAGAAGCCUCGUCCGCAAAUACCGGGAUUGAGUCUUUGCAACCAGCCUAACAGACAAGAGCCGCAGUCGCAUUCUGAGCAAGAUAGUGGGUCUACGAUAGCCGACUCUCUGGACCUAGUUAUUACGGCAAUAGAAGCUGCGGCGAAAGAGGAGUCAGAAGGCAUCGCAGGCGGCACAACAGGGGCGGAUGUUGGGGCUGGGGGUAUAGAAAAGGGAGUGGCGGCAUCGAUUGAGACGGAAGUUAAGCAAGAGACGGAAGCCCCUGCUUGUGUGAAGAACGAAGCUCAAGAACAGAUACAAGAGCGAGACAUUACGAUACUUGCUGCUGAAGGCGCGAUAUCCGACAAUGUUCCUGCUGCUACUAACGAAAUCACGAUGACUGAAGCUGCGCCGGAAGAGAAUGGUGAGAGGGAGUGGGAGACGGAUUCCUCACCCUAUGAAUCGUCGUCUGAUUCAUCCUCCGAUUCAUCGUCAGAUUCAAGCGAUGAGGAUGAAGAUUAUGAGUUACUCGAUCCCGAAGAACAAGCUCGCAUCUUGAUGGCCGCUGCAGGAUCUGACGAUGAAGAUGGCAAGGACGAAAGAUCAGCCGCGAGAGACGUGAGAACCGCUAAUGAGAAACCAGAAGAGAUUGUCCCUAAGCCAGAUAUCACUAUCACGCCCGGUAUGAAAGUUGAGAUGCUUGGGAGUGUAGAAUCGGUUGUUGAUAAUAUUGUUUUGAUUAAGGCGAAUAUAUCUGGGGAAUACCAGGUGCUCGAGGCCGGUUCGGUUCUCUGUCUAGCAAACCUGGAAGUCAUUGGGGUUGUGUCCGAUACUUUUGGGAAGGUUGAACAGCCACUCUACACGGUUCAAUUUACGAAUCAGGAGGAAAUUCAGAAAGCGGGCAUAGAAAAAGGUAUUCCGGUCUUUUACGUUGUUGAUCACUCGACAUUUGUUUUCACACAACCUCUCAAGGGACUGAAAGGGAGUGACGCGUCAAACUUACACGACGAGGAAAUCGGAGAAGACGAAGUGGAGUUCUCCGACGAUGAAGCUGAAGCGGAAUACAAGCGGCAGCUCAAGUUGAAGCGUCAGCAGAAACGUGAAGGCCGACCCGAGGCUGGUAGGAAAGGCAAACGUCGGGGUGUGCCUUUACGUCCCUCUGGGCUGAAAAAUAUGGAGCUUAACUACGAUGAUGAGCCUCAAGAUGAUGGUUAUAAUACCUUACAACGGCCAAAAGAUCUGCAUGAGCAGAUGAUGACCCGUGACGCGACGGCUCAAGAAGGCUCCUAUCGUCGUUUUGAUGGAAGUCCGCAUGGCGGUAGAGGAAGAGGCAGAGGUAGAGGCAGAGGACACGACCGAGGGAGAGGAGGUCGCGAUAGGGGCGGUGGGAACAGGUAUCAGCCUCAUAGGGACGAGUUUCAACAGCAGCCUUCUUCCGAGGAACCACCCGUUAACCCCCAUCGCCAUUCUUCGAAUGGAUACGUUCCACCACCACCGCCGCCACCUUAUAAUCCAAAUUCUGCCACCUACACACAGCCGCCUGCAGCUCCUCAAGGUUAUCCUGCAAUCUCUCCGCAAGCGUCCCAAUUUCCUUUUCCCAACCUUCCUUUCCCUUCGCAGCAAGCUCGUUUUGCUUUCCCGCCACCAGGCUCUCACAUUAACCCGGCAUUCUUCCCGAUCCUUAUGCAACAACACCAGCAACCCCAGCACCAGCCAUCUAUAUCCCCCUCAGUGCCACCAUCCCAAACGUCUACCGAUGCAUUUGCUGCUGCCCAGGCGCAGAUAGAUUUACUUAGACGAUUGAGUGGCGGAGGGUCAUGA
Coccidioides posadasii C735 delta SOWgp is the source of this 2068-nucleotide messenger RNA. RefSeq lists its product as uncharacterized. NCBI's taxonomy places the organism in Eukaryota, Fungi, Ascomycota, Eurotiomycetes, Onygenales, Onygenaceae. Gene Ontology annotation, biological process: ribosome biogenesis; pseudouridine synthesis; box H/ACA snoRNP assembly. Gene Ontology annotation, molecular function: RNA binding. Gene Ontology annotation, cellular component: sno(s)RNA-containing ribonucleoprotein complex. The record is from RefSeq and is a predicted model, not a curated record.